GCUCGAUGCUUCUAACUUCGACAACUCCGUGAGUUGUCCAUGGAGCAGUUGAAGUCCGUCGUUUGGACUCCCCUGGAACGAAGAUGCCUCCACCUCCUCCAACGGGCCAGGAGCUCGAGACCCGCCCUCCUCCAGAUCCACGCCUUCAUGCUCCGCCACGCUCUCGACCUCAACGUCAAUCUCGUCACCAAGCUCGUCGCCAGCUGCGCCUCCGUCGCCUCCGGUGCCGACCCGCUCGCCGGGUUACGCCACGCCCGCCUCGUGUUCGACGGAAGUCCCCACAGAGACGAUGGGUUCCUCUGCAACGCCGUGAUCAAGGCCCACGUGGGUCUGCGCCGGUUCGGCGAAGCACUCGCCCUUUACCGAGAUCUCCGGAGGGACGCCGGCUUUUCACCCGAUAACUUCACGUUCACGGCGCUGGCGAAGUGUGGCUCGUCGGCCGUGUCCUGUUGGGAAGGGCUGCAGGUGCAGUGCCAUGUUGUUAAGAUGGGGUUCUGGUCCGACUUGUACGUGUCCACGGCGUUCGUCGAUUUGUAUGCGAAAUGGGGGAGCGUGGAAGCUGCGAGGAUGGUGUUUGACGACAUGAGUGUGAGGAGCCUGGUGUCGUGGACGGCUCUGAUAGGUGGUUACGCGAGGAGUGGGGAUAUGGGAAAUGCGAGGAAGUUGUUCGAGGAAAUGCCUGAGAAGGACUCUGCAGCAUUCAACUUAAUGAUUGAUGGCUAUGUUAAGUUGGGAGAUAUGGACCCAGCCAACGAUUUGUUUAACGAGAUGCCGGAGUGGAAUGUGGUUUCUUGGACUACGAUGAUCAAUGGGUAUUGCAAUGUUGGCGACAUAAAAUCUGCUCGCUCACUCUUUGAUGUCAUGCCAGAAAAGAAUCUAUUUUCUUGGAAUGUGAUAAUAAAUGGAUAUUGCCAAAAUAAACAGCCCCAUGAAGCUUUGAGAUUGUUUUCUGAGAUGCAGUCAACUGCAUUGGUUGAGCCUGAUGAAGUCACUCUUGUGUGCGUUCUUCCGGCUAUAGCUGAUCUGGGUGCUCUAGAUUUAGGCAAUCAGGUUUAUCGGUUUGCACAGAAAAAGAAGCUUGACCGAGCAACCAAUGUGGGUACAGCACUUGUGGAUAUGUUUGCUAAAUGUGGUGAGAUCGGUAAAGCCAAGAGAGUGUUUAAUAUGUUGCAUGAAAGACAGGUAGCUUCUUGGAAUGCUUUGAUAAAUGGGCUUGCAGUCAAUGGGUGUGGCAAAGAAGCAUUGGAAAUAUUCCUGGAGAUGCAACAGCAAGGUGUCCCACCAAAUGAUAUAACCAUGGUUGGUGUGCUAUCUGCAUGUAACCACGCUGGUUUGGUGAAGGAAGGGAAGAAGUGGUUUAAAGCAAUGGAUGAGUUUGGGCUUGCCCCUCAAAUUGAGCACUAUGGUUGUAUGGUAGAUCUAUUAGGUAGAGCAGGAUAUUUGGAAGAAGCUGAACAGAUAAUCAAGAGCAUGCCCUAUGAGCCUAAUGCAAUAAUAUUGAGCUCCUUCUUAUUUGCUUGUGGAUACUUCAAGGAUGUGAUGAGGGCAGAGAGGAUUAGAAGGAGAACAGUCAAUAUGGAGCCGCAAAAUGAUGGGAACUAUAUUAUGUUGAGAAACCUAUAUGCAGCGGAGAAGAGAUGGACUGAUGCACAGGAGAUUAAGAGGUUGAUGAGUACAAAUGGAGCAAAUAAGGAAACUGGUUGCAGUGUUAUUGAGAUUGAUGGGAGAAUGAGUGAGUUUUUGGCUGGAAACAGAUUACACCCACAUUAUGAGAUUAUCCAUUCAACAUUGGGUCAAUUAUUUAAGCAUAUGAGGGGACAAGUCAUUGACCAAGCACUAUAUUGAUAGCAAUGCUCUGUGCAGGAUGAUUAAUGGGGUUACACUUGGCACUUCAUCACAAAUUGGACAGUGAAAAGAAUUUCCACUCGUCAUGGUUGAGUCUCUCCAGUGGCUCUGUUGAUAAAUCUCCAUAUUGGUCAGUCCGUCAAGAUUCAUAGUCAGCAUCUAUAUUUCACCUUCACCAGAUUACUGGAACACCAUGGAUUCUUGUCCUCUGGAUAAAGGCCUCAAGUCAUGGAUGAAAGAUGAAGCUUUAAGCAUGGUCUGAAUUUCCUGUGGAAUUCUUGAAAUUAAGUGAUAUACUUUAUGAAGAGAAUGCAGUACAAAAGAGGACUGACGAGAGGAUUUGGUGGAGACAUUUCCAGAUGGCAAAAAAACAAUGGAGCAAAUCAAAGCCAAGUCAUCAUACUGAAUGAGACAAUGUGGGAGGUAGCAAAUUUAUUAUGCACUCGAAAGAGUAUACUCGUUCUGUCAGAAGGCCUGAGAAGCCCAGGAGAGACCAGAUGUAUCGAGAACUUGUUCGCGGAAACCACAAAAGCUGUUCAUGAAAGCACAGAGGUCUUUAGGGUGUGGAAUUUGCUCACAACUUGAGCAUAACAGAGGACUAUCGAAACUGAGGAGACUAUUGAGUAAUGGCAGAUCAAAGCCACACAGGAUGGAGUUGGCUAGGGCCUAAUUUCAAUUCAUCUGGAUGGUGUGGAUAAUUAAUCGAGGCCUACAGUGAAGUCAGUCUAGUCCCGUUAGCCAACUAAUUCGAGCAGGUCCAGGUCGGGUUCAAAGUAUUUUAUAAAAAGAAUAAGAUAGAAGUAGAGUUAAUCACCUUGCACUGGAGACUGGAUAGGAUUAAAAACCCUGGAUGAAGCUGGAAAAGUCAAAUUCGUUAACGUUUCAGGCACAUUUCCACUUCUCUCUGGGUGACAUGAAAAAGUACAUAGACCCUUACUCAGAGAAUGAAGCUUCAACAGACAAUGUGGCAACAUAAACGGAUUGUUAUAGUUGGACCACAAAGAUUCAGAAUCAGCAUCAAAAAAUGGUUUGGCUGCUUGACUUUGAGGAUCAAUCACUGUUGGGAUGUGAGGACUAGUGAAGGAUUCAUAGUUUGUGCAGGAACAGGGAAGAAGAAAAGAAAUGAUCUUUCUUUAGCAAGAGGGAUAUUAAAUAUAUGUAGGUGAUAUGGCACUUUAUGUUCGGUCUUGUGUAACUUGGUGACGUUACUCGCUGGAUUGACUUGAUUGUUGUGAUAUACACACAAAAAUAACACUCUUCCGUGGAGGCUUUCGCGAAAAUUUUCUGAUGUAAUCCCUUUAUGUUGGAUAGCUAGGACAUUCUAGCAUCAGUUAUUGAGUCUUGCUCUUAAAUGA
This is a messenger RNA of Syzygium oleosum, 3200 nucleotides long. RefSeq names its product pentatricopeptide repeat-containing protein At2g44880-like. Bases 40 to 1845 code for a protein of 601 amino acids. Lineage: Eukaryota; Viridiplantae; Streptophyta; Magnoliopsida; Myrtales; Myrtaceae. The record is from RefSeq and is a predicted model, not a curated record. Gene Ontology annotation, molecular function: protein binding; RNA binding. Gene Ontology annotation, biological process: RNA modification. The transcript has 4 exons.